This is a messenger RNA of Porites evermanni, 2186 nucleotides long. The record is from the annotation of a GenBank genome assembly. Lineage: Eukaryota; Metazoa; Cnidaria; Anthozoa; Scleractinia; Poritidae.
AUGUCUGCUUAUUUCUGUGCCAUCUGCAAGCAUUUUACUAGUAUUGACAAGAAUCCGUACCACUGCGAUAAAUGUGGAAUUUGCCGGUAGGUUAAACAUUACUUUUUUUGUUUCCAAAAUUAUGAUAACUAGAAUAGCUGACACUACAGCUGCCCCCGCUCUGUAUAUCGUCGGUCAAUAGUUUUCUUGCUUGUUGUGUAGCUCUUUGAAAUAUACCGAUUCAUAAUGCAGAUUUUCACACAUAUUCCAUACAACAGGUGAGAUAAAUACAGGAAACGCAAGGUUCCAUGCACAUUUUCAGUUUGAUUUACACAGCUUUGAUCAAAACCUUCUCAGUUUCGAGAAUAGUUUAUUCUAAACCACGAGAAAAGAUUUAAUUAGAAGUUGAAUUUUUCGCUAUUUCUCUUUCACUUUUUACAUUCAGUUCAUUUUAUUUGCCGGAAAGUAAGCCUUAUAAAUUAAAAAGACGUUUGAUCAAUUCUGCGCAAUAAAUGUCACAAAAUCUACCCAAGCGGUCCCUUCGGGAUUUUCUGUCUUUACGUCAUCCUAACCAUUUCGUACUUGCAGGCGCAAAAAAUAGAAACGGCAUCAUUACCUACCUAUUCCUCGCGGCCCCUGUUUAGGCAAAUCGAGAUUUUUUCUGGCAUACUGACUGUAUAUUUCAACUGUGAGUACUUUCCUUAACAUACGCGCGAGUUACUAGGGUGCCUCCUCGGGAUUUCGCCUUCUGGGCGAAAUCCCUGUUGGGGCAAUUAGUAAUUGAGAAAGAAUUUUCACACCUCCAAAGUAUUGAAAUCUUUAUGACGGUUAUAUACCCUCAGGAGACACCGUUAUGACAUUCCACCCCCCUUAAAUGGAUUUCAACCCUAGAGGGACAAAUGGGUGUAUCAAUUGAGUUCGAAUUCAUCUAUGGUUCCCUAGCCAACGUCAAUAUCACUGCGAGACGAUUGAUUGAAUUAAUUGAGUACCUGAUAUCUUCUACCUACUGUACUAGAUUUGGCCGUGUUUACAUUAGAGACUUUAAAAUCCGUCAAAAUGGACGUACGUCAGACGGAUCGUUCCUCGGAAACGAAAAUCGUUAUUAUAAAUGCAGCAAGUACGCGGAGAACUCAGUCACUUAAAACGGGGUAGAAUUACAAAGAAUCCAAGUCUUGUUUUUCCAGGACACGAAAAUUUUCCCACGCCUCACUAUAUAAUAUAAUUUACGAUGUUUUGGGUCCUUUCAGGUUUUUACCAGCAUUUUUCUCAAAUAAAUUCGAAAAAUAUAUGUUGCGAUCCUCCUGAAUGAAAAAUGAUAAGAAAUCAAGCAAAUGUUGCUUAAAACAAUGUUAAUUUCCAGCAGAAGAAAUAUAAAACUGUUCUAGUGAGGCCUUUAACGGCUGAUUAAGAAAGUAAAAUCCAAAGUCCAAGCUUUCGCCGAUUAACGGCAAGAUUUUUCAACUUUUCUUUUCUUGGAGAGAGCAUCUUUUUCUGACACAUAAAUGAAAUAAGAAAUUACAGAACCGCAUGAUGACUUAACCAAUUUUUACCCAUUUUGUCUCAAUCAAGGAUUCAUCAGGACAAAUCAUUCCAUUGUGAAGUAUGUAAUGUGUGUUUAGACAAACGACUCGAGGGAAAUCACAAAUGUCGACCUGAUUCAGGUCAUGAUGAAUGCUGUAUUUGCUUGGAGGUGAGUUAAAAAUUCAUUCCUACCUUUUUAGCUUCUUUUUUUGGGGUGUCUUUUUAGGGGGUAAGGGUUCAUUGCAACCCCUUUCUAACAAGAACGUAAGGUUUUUCUUAUUUAAUUAUGAGAAAAGAGCCACAUUUUGCGACGCUGCCACUGGUUUCUCGGCCAGAUGACGUCUGGGGAACAAACGCAGAAAUUCCAUUCUGAUGUCGCACCAAUCUCGAUUGGUCAUGCCCGCGUGGGAAUUGUGCUUCAACCAAUCAGAAGUAGUAUCCAGUUCUAGAUAGUGUCACUUCAUCAGUAUGGAAUUUCUACGCUCGUUUCUUAGACGUCGCGAAAUGAUGGCUGUUUUCUCAGUCUAAUUGUGGGAUAAAAGUUAUUUAAUGCUUGUUUGCACGUUUGACUUUGUUACAAUUGUUUUUUUUACUGAAAGGAUGCAUUCAGUGGCUGCCAAAUAUUACCAUGUUCACACAAAGUCCACAGAGAAUGUGCCAUCGCUAUGAUACAAAACGGCAUGUAA